GCCAAAAGUCAAGGUAAAAUACAGUGAGAAAUAACAUUUAAUAACAGGGUUCUCAGAGCAUCCUUUGGUUCUCCAGGCUGUGUGUGAUCUGUAGGCAGUGAUGUCAUCGCGGGGGGUUCGAGGCCUCAUUAAGAGAGCAGGACCUCUCAUGAUUGGCUCCUCGUAUCUGGCUGCUGAUUGGCCGGCUGCUCUGAGAGACUUCAUCCCUCCAGCAUCAGCAGCACUUCUCUUCACUUCUCUUCAGUUGUUCAGUAGUUCCAGCGGUGCUGACUGACCUGCAGUGACCGUCCAGAGAUGAGGAGCGGCGCGUGUCUCUUCUGCUCUUCUGUGCUCUUCAUCAUCAUCUUCUGCUCUUCUGUGGAAAGCUAUCCAAGUUCACUGACAGAUUGUGAUGAUUAUGGAGGUUAUGUUCAGGGCUCGGCUCUGUUAAGCUCUCUGUGUGGUGUGCAGUGGAGGAAUCAGGAUCAGGAGCAGAUCCAGAAUGUCUUCAAGAGGUUUCUCUUCCACUACUCUAAAGCACACAACACAGUGGGAUCCGUGGAGAGAGAGUCUCACUCGGUUCAUCCGCUCAUGCGUCUCUCGCCGAAGCUGUCUCUGCGCAGGAAGAAGCAGCAGAGAAGAUGAAGAAGGUCUGUGGCUCGUCUAGAAGACGCCUUCGAGACGUGCUCUGCUCGUAUCUGGGAUUCUGAGCAGUUCAAGCUACACAACACCAGCAGAUCUGAUUAAACGCUCUCCUAAUGAACCAAGCUGAUGCCUGAUGCUUGCGGUUCAGUGUGUGUCAACCAGCCUGGAUGAUGUCUUAUUAAUAUAGAAGAUGACUGUGAGGUGUGUGUGGUGACACAGAAGACAUUAACACACACUCCAGCGUUUCUACAAGUCUUCAAACUCAGAAAUCAUACAAAAUAAAGACUGAAAACAUCUUCAAUCAGAGCAGAACCAAUAGAUUUAUAAAGUCGUGGCAUUAAAUGUUGAAUGCAAUGCAAAACAAUCUCUUCAUCAGUGUUUUUGUCUUGUUCCCAAUCUGAACUUUCUCAGACCGAGACACACAUUUAACAAACAAAGUCUUGCUUUCUGAAAACCUGCAGGAUUAAACACAACACAUCUCUGUCAGUGGGGCAUACAUCUGUUCUGGUUUAAUCACAAACUCAGAAAUUCUCAGAAAACAAGACUUCUUAUCUUGCCAUGUUUAGUGUCUCCGUAGGAAUCUCAAACAAAACCCCUAAUUCAAACACUUUAUCUAGUUUCUGAAUGAGGAACUGAUGGAGAUCUGGAGGAAGUGUGUUUCAGACUAAACUGAUCAAUGUUUUCAAUGUUUUCUUUGCUCGGUCUUCAACAAUAUUAAACUGACCUUCAUCAGACACACAGUAAAACACACUCGGAUCAAUGUAAUAAACAUGUAAUAAACAGGACAGAGAUUAGACAUCUUCUAAAAGCCAAACGAUGUGUGUGAGAUGUUCUGUGGUCCAUCUCUGACGGAGAGCAGAGCUUUGAUUGACUGUCUGUUCUGAAGACAUCAUCCUCAUCCUCAUCUUCUUCAUCCUCAUGUUCUUCAUCUUCAUCCUCAUCACUCGGAGCGGAGGAUGGACGUCAGCCGCUGAUCCUGGAUCUGUUUCCUGGGGUUAGAUCUGGACUCUCUCUUUCUCUCUCUCGCUCUCUCUCACACACACACACAAUAACAAAUACAUUUAAUAAAAGCUAAUAGAUUAUUAAUAUAAAAUUACUCUCAAUGAAAUAUACAUGAAAUGAGCUGUUUAGAAUAUGUUUUAAAGGUUUUAUGACGGUACACAACCAGUCAAAUGUUUUUGAACCGUAAGAUUUUAAGACAAGAACCCCUUAGUCCCAAUGAGAUGGAAAAUAGCAAUGAAUUAAUCUCGGUGAGGAGUAAACGGUAAAUGUAUAACAGUGAUGCACGAUAUAUAUCAGCCACCAUAUCGUUAUCGGCCGAUAAAUGAUCAGAUUUCUCAGACAUCAUCUUUCAGAUAUAAAGAUUGAUCAGUUAUCAGCCCAAAUCUUCAUGAGUGCAUCUCUAGUAUAGAAGAUGUUCACAGUUCAGUUCUUCUGUAGGAAAGACUAAUGACUAAUUAAAAUCCUCUCAUUUACUCGUCCUCCUGUGGUUUCACAUUUAUUACGAGCAUGAGUUUUCUGGAGACUGUUGGUAAUAAAGCUGUUCUGGUUACCAGUGACUUUCAUUUCUUGAACUAAAACUACCGAGACGUUUCUCAAAUCAUCUUCUUUUAUGUUAUAUAUCUCUGAAUCAUGUAGUUGAACAUUUUUAAACUAAAACCGUAUAAAACAAUGUGAAGUACUUGAAAUAAACUCAUGUAAAUAUGAAAACUGAUAGUGUGGACAUUGACACUAGUGGAGCAUGUGGUGUUUCCCUGAUCUAGAUCUGAAUCACAUCUUUCAGUGUUUAACAGAUCCUCUUCAUCACACCUGCAGAAACACUGGGCAUCUCUAGAGAGAAGAAACACUUCAACACUGAACAGAGCUAAUAGAUGGAAGAAAAAACUGCAAAUAUCAGAAAAAUCUACUUCAUUCAAAGGGGAAGUUAGCUUUGUUCACCCCAUGUUUUCAGCAGAAAUUGAAGAUUGGUCUCAUGUCCUCAGUGAACGUGUUGAUUUAAGGAUGUGUGCUGGAGAACGAGUCAGAAGUAAGACACAGACUGUUUCUGAUCUCUUCAUCACUAGUGAGAACAGACCUGGUGUGUGAUACGAGGACACCUGAUCAUCUCAGAUCUGUGACGCUCCACUGUGUGCGGUGAUCUAAUACAGACUCAGAUCAGAUCCUGUACCAUCACACCGGAGUCUGAGCUGCUGAACCAACCAUCACAGCGUUUAAACCGCUAUUAGCUGCACAGAUGCUCCGUUUACUCUCUAGACUGAUCUAGAUACUCACACACGACACACAGCUCAUCAGACAAGAAAUAAACCAGCCACAACAGAGUC
This is a messenger RNA of Carassius auratus (goldfish), 2945 nucleotides long. Its product is annotated as neuromedin-S. NCBI's taxonomy places the organism in Eukaryota, Metazoa, Chordata, Actinopteri, Cypriniformes, Cyprinidae. The transcript is spliced from 7 exons. Bases 295 to 624 code for a protein of 109 amino acids. The record is from RefSeq and is a predicted model, not a curated record.